AUGACACUCUCUCUUUAUCUUUCCAGGUUCUUGGCCAUACUUACCCUUACAAAACUUGCUUAUUUACAGAAAACUCUUGGCUGGGUGGCCAUUGAUCCCACGGAAGGAUUCAUCUCUCUCCCACUAAAUCAAUCAAAUUUCAUCAUCCAAUGGCCCUACGACGUGCCUCAAGAUCAACGUUACAAGUUUGUUGAUGGAAUUCAUAAAUUGCGGGUCUACUCCUCUGACAAACCUCACACUCCUACCAGCCAAACUAGGCCUCGCACUGAGAUCCGUAUUCAUGGAUACGACUACUCUUCAGGUGUCUGGCAGUUUGAAGGGUACGGAUAUGUACCACGAGGGACGUCCGGUGUAUGCAUCAUGCAAGUGUUUGGCGCAAGCCCUAGCCACGCCACAACCCUAAUGCUCAGAGUCUACAACGACUCUCUCACGUAUUACCAGAGUCCGGUUCUAGAUCCGAACAUCUACAACCGGUGGUUCCGGCUCAACGUGGUCCACGAUGUCGAGGGCUCCACUGUGAAAGUCUACAUUGAUGGGGCUCUCCUGUACGAGGCACCAGGACGUGGGGGGACCUCUCACUACUUCAAGUGUGGGGUGUAUGCACAGAAUGAUGAUUCCUACUUGAUGGAGUCCCAUUGGAAGGGAAUCAAAGUUUUCAAGAAAUGUGAUUAA
Morus notabilis is the source of this 672-nucleotide messenger RNA. RefSeq names its product citrate-binding protein-like. Bases 1 to 672 code for a protein of 223 amino acids. The transcript is spliced from 2 exons. The record is from RefSeq and is a predicted model, not a curated record. NCBI's taxonomy places the organism in Eukaryota, Viridiplantae, Streptophyta, Magnoliopsida, Rosales, Moraceae.